UCUUUAUUAACCUCCCCUCUCUGUUGCAUCCUAACACCAAACCUCCCCCCCUCCCCACUACUUCUUCUAUCUCUGUUUUCUCCUCUGUUUUUCUCUCUUUCUCUUCACUCCUUCCUUCUUUCUCUACAAUCUUCUCAUACCUUCAGUGUGUGUUCUUCUCUCUUCUGCUAGUUAAAAAGAGGAAAUGACGAACCAGAAUGUGGUAGCAUCAGAUGCUAAAUCGGGUAUUGAUAUCAGGAUCAGGGUCAUCUUGCCCAAAUCUUUAUUUUCAUCGGCUGAGCCGAAGCCAUUACCUGCUCCUAGACUUGCAAAGAAGAUUGAAACAGGAACAGCAGCAGCCAAAACUAAUGCUUGGGUUGAUUCCAUGAGAGAUUCUUCUCCUACCCGUGUCAAAUCCACCGCUUCUUUAUCUGAAACUGAAGAGAAAAAUUCUUGGAUUAUGAACCAUCCCUCGGCUUUAAGCAUGUUCGAGCAAAUAGUUAAUGCUUCUAAAGGAAAGCAGAUUGUGAUGUUUCUUGAUUACGAUGGUACACUAUCGCCCAUUGUCGAAGACCCUGAUCGAGCAUUCAUGACUAACGAAAUGAGAGAGGCUGUGAGGGACGUUGCAAGAUAUUUUCCUACAGCUAUAGUGACCGGAAGGUGCAGGGACAAGAUCUACAGCUUUGUAAAAUUGGCUGGGCUUUACUAUGCCGGUAGCCAUGGCAUGGACAUAAAAGGACCAUCCAAAAGUCGCAAAUACAAAAAAGGGCAUCAAGCUCUACUCUUUCAACCUGCCAGUAAAUUUUUGCCCAUGAUUGAUGAGGUGUACAAAGUUCUGAUAGAGAAAACAAAAUCCAUCUCUGGUGCUAAAGUCGAAAAUAACAAAUUUUGCGUAUCCGUACACUUCCGAUGUGUCGAGGAAAAGAUGUGGGCUGCAUUAGCUGAACAAGUUCGAUCAGUCCUUAAUGAUUAUCCCAAGCUUAGACUUACUCAAGGCAGGAAGGUUUUAGAGAUCCGACCAACCAUUAAAUGGGAUAAGGGCAAAGCCCUUGAGUUCUUGUUAGAAUCUCUAGGAUAUGCUAAUUCUAAUGAUGUUUUACCCGUCUAUAUCGGUGAUGAUCGGACCGAUGAAGAUGCAUUCAAGGUUUUACGAAACCGGGGGCAAGGGCUUGGGAUUCUUGUUUCUAAAUUUCCAAAGGAAACAAAUGCCUCGUAUUCUUUGCAAGAGCCAACUGAGGUGAAGGACUUCUUGCGGCGUUUGGUAGAGUGGAAACGAUUUUCUAUUGGAUGAGCAUGUAGGGUGGGAAAUUUAUGAAAUACUCCUGAAACACUCAAAUUCGGCGUUUUGCACACUCACAAAAAGACAAAUAUUUUUUUAAAAAAAGAAUAAGAAAAAUAAAUCUUUAUGUAAUAUUUGUGAGUGAAAAUGCAUAUAUACAUGAUCACCCAAUAAUUUCUGUAGGGUGAAAAGUAAAGAAGAAAUUGAUUCUACUCUGUAAUAGUUGGUGAAGUCUCAGUAGUGAAAUUAUAUAUAUAUAUUCCUUGUUUGAAGAUUGUAAAUGAAGAGCAAAUUAAAUGAAAAUGGAAUUCAAAAAAUUCCAUAAUUUUGAAAA
Molecule: messenger RNA, 1592 nt
Organism: Manihot esculenta (cassava)
Lineage: Eukaryota; Viridiplantae; Streptophyta; Magnoliopsida; Malpighiales; Euphorbiaceae
Product: probable trehalose-phosphate phosphatase D
Exons: 12
Coding region: 185-1270 (361 amino acids)
Biological process (GO): trehalose biosynthetic process
Molecular function (GO): trehalose-phosphatase activity
Source: RefSeq, a predicted model, not a curated record